AUGGCUAGGAGAAAGAAAGUGACACUAAAACUGAUUGAGAAUUUUGUGGCAAGAAAAGCUCGUUACAGAAAAAUUCGAGAAAAUUUAUUGAAGAAGGUGGAAGAUGUUACGACCCUUUGUGAUGUGAAUGCAUGUGCAAUCAUCUAUGGUCCAGGGGACGACGUGCCAACCGUGUGGCCAUCCCAUGAUAUUGCUAAAGAGUUGCUCGACAAGUUUGAGAAUGCUCCAUUGCCAGAACGAUUGAAAAAAAAUGUUACUCCACAACUUUAUAUCGACCAGAUGAACAGAAAGAUUGAAAAACAAGUCAUGAAACUGAAGAAGAAGAACGAUGAGAAAGACAUGUCAAAUUUCUUGCACAAUAUACAUGAUGGUAAGUCUUUAUCAGAUCUUGAUGCUAGCGAUAUAUGUCGUUUACUUUGUUACGUGGAGGGAAAAUUGAAGUGUGCUGGAGUAAAAGUUCACAUUUCUGAACAACAGUUAUCAACUAAAACUCCGACACCACUAGUUUCUUUUCCUCUGCAGAAUGACAUCGAUUCUUGUGCUAACAUAGAUGAACAGGUUUUUCAACAACAAUCAUCCUUAGAUUCAACGAAAGAAACUGGUCCAAUGAAUAGUGAUUCCGAUAAUAAUAAGAAUACGGGACUACCACCACUACAGCAACACGCACAUGAUAAUACGGGGUUGUCUCAAGUUAAUUUUGAAAGUUUGAAUUUGGAUGAUAUUGGUAUGGUGUUACAUUCAGCAAAUUUUAAUGAUGUGAUUGAUGAUAAUGGCUUGGCAUUUGGGAUGUUGGCUCAAGAUAAUUAUAUAGGUAUUUGUGAUAAUGGUGAUUUAGGGCUUUUACAUGGGAGUUCUUCAGGUGGAGAAAUUACAGGCAAUGACAUAUGGUCAUCUUAUGAAAGUUUUGGAGACAUAAGUGAGAGUGAUACCAUGUUGCCCUUCAACAAUAAUGUUCAAGACAACAUUGAUGGAACUUUCAUGGGAGCAAACGUUGAAAAUGAAGGUGUCUCCAUUAAUAAUAUAGAGUUAAGCGGUGAUCAAAGAACUACCAGUGGAGACACUUGA
Molecule: messenger RNA, 1065 nt
Organism: Vigna umbellata (rice bean)
Lineage: Eukaryota; Viridiplantae; Streptophyta; Magnoliopsida; Fabales; Fabaceae
Product: MADS-box transcription factor PHERES 1-like
Biological process (GO): positive regulation of transcription by RNA polymerase II
Molecular function (GO): DNA-binding transcription factor activity, RNA polymerase II-specific; protein dimerization activity; cis-regulatory region sequence-specific DNA binding
Source: RefSeq, a predicted model, not a curated record